Molecule: messenger RNA, 1572 nt
Organism: Mytilus californianus (California mussel)
Lineage: Eukaryota; Metazoa; Mollusca; Bivalvia; Mytilida; Mytilidae
Product: growth hormone secretagogue receptor type 1-like
Exons: 2
Coding region: 202-1506 (434 amino acids)
Biological process (GO): neuropeptide signaling pathway
Cellular component (GO): membrane
Molecular function (GO): G protein-coupled peptide receptor activity
Source: RefSeq, a predicted model, not a curated record
CAUUUGACAUUUCAGGGGAAAUAUGAAGGAUGCAGGAUGUUUAUGACACCCAAACUUUGCAUUACUGCCAAUAUUAAUAAUCAAACUUGGUAUAUCUGCCAACUAUAUACAUUUAUCAACAGUAGUAAAGUUCGUGUGUCCAUGUGUUUAUGAUAAGCCUCUUUCUCAUCUCAUACCAUCUAUUCUGACAACAUAGGAAGAAUGACUUCAGAGAUGUCAACUCUCGCCUCUGUCAUGUUUGAAGACAGCGGACAUACCAUACUCAGUUCCUAUCACAAAUACAUGGGGAAUACGUCUUUAACGCCGGUUUCGUUUUCAGGCAUAACAAAUUGUUCUACAGAAGACUGGAUUUACCCAAAAUUAUUACUACUGAGUCGUAGAAAGGCUGUUCUUUUUCUGCCAGUCAUCAUCUUCCAAUUUUUACUGAUGAUCGUUGGGUGUUUCGGAAACGCACUGGUUCUGUAUAUUUACUGUUUUAGGUCAAAAAAGAGGUCAGCGGACAAUUUUAUUAUUGCCAUGGCAUUGUUUGAUUUUAUUACGAGUGUCGUGGUGAUGCCAAUUGACAUAUAUGAUUUACUCUAUCAUUACUCAUUUUAUUCAAACAUUGCGUGUAAAAUUUUCAGAGCUGUUGAAAACGCCACUACGUAUGCAUCCGCUGUGAUUUUAAUACAGAUUGCAUUUGAUCGUUACUUUAAAAUAUGCAAGCCGUUACGUUUUGGUAAUCGGAAUAGAACAAAAUUUAUGUCUAUAUCAGCUGGUAUGUUAGCUUUACUUUUGUGUAGUCCAGCCGUGGUUCUAUUCGGAACAAGAAGAGAACAAAUUUCAGGAAAUCUAUGUGGAUUUGAUUGCUCCGUUGAUCAAAAAUACAAAGACUCGACCUUCCAAAUGAUUUAUUAUUUGAUAUUAGGGUUAGUGUUUAUAAUAACAUUCGUUACAUUAUCGGCACUGUACUUUUUAAUAUGGUUAGCAAUUAAAAGAAGAAAAGAUAUGUUUAUAGGUGAGAUUCCAAGAUUAAGCGUUGCAGGUGGACAAAAUAGCCGACGACGAAUGUUAUCAAGUGAAAGCAGCGAUGAUCACUCAUCGGUAGGACAUAAUCAAAAACAAUUCCGCAGAACAUUUUCAAACUUAUCGAAUAAAUCAAAAGUAUCGAAUUUAUCUGAAAAACUGUCUCAUAUUAAAGCUUCUCGGACAACAAAGAUUUUCAUCGCCGUCACCAUUGCGUUUGUAUUGAGCUAUUUACCCUCCGUUGGUGUAAUGAUUUGCAGAUCUGUAUAUAAAAAGAUUGAAAAAGACUCGUCUGGGUUUGUUCAAGUGCUUCUCAAAUUGUUUUCAAGAUGCAACUACUUAAACAACGCCGUCAAUCCAAUAAUUUACAGUUUCCUAAACAAACACUUCCGUGUCGAGGUUACAAAAUUAACCAAGAGCUUUGGUUUAUGUUGGAAAAAAUCGUACAAAAGUGAACUUGGUCAUGAAUAUGAAUUAGAACAUCUUAAACAAUUACGUUAAAAUGAUUAAACAUAUCACACUUUUUUCUGUAUACAGCCACCAUUAAAAAAACAUUUAUUAAAAAAG